AUGUAUGAGCGCGGAGAAUGUCUUGGAGACCCGACUGAAACUAAGUCUUUGCAGAUAAAUUACAGCAUUCUUGUGUUAGCUAUCAUCGGCGCUGGGGGGAUUUUCACAGGGUCGAACCCGUCCUAUACCCCUCAUGAGCUUGUUCAUCAUAUCAAAGCUUCCCAAAGCAAGUUCCUGAUCUCGGAACCAGAGAUCCUGGACUCCCUCCUGAGCGCAGCCAAGCAGACAGACAUACCGGGGGAAAAUGUCUGGGUCUUUGACAAUCGCGGACAAUCUAUCCCCCAUGGAAUGCGAUCAUGGAACAGGCUAUUAGAAGUCGGAGAUGAAGACUGGGUGCGAUUUAAUACCCUGAAGACGUCCCAAGAGACAACAGCAGCGAGACUUUUUAGCAGUGGAACCACCGGACUACCCAAAGCCGUGACAAUCACUCAUCACAAUCUCAUUGCACAACAUGAACUUGUUCUAGGAUUAAAUCCUCGACCGUACGCUAUCUCACGAAUUAUCGCCGUGCCCGUCUUUCAUGCAUCCGCAGCUCCUGUGGCGCAUAUUUCAACAUUAAAAGCGGGAUCAGUUGCCUACAUGAUGCGUCGCUUCGAUCUAGAAAAGUACCUGAAUACUGUUGAGAAAUAUAACGUCACGGAUCUUGCUAUGGUUCCUCCGAUUGUUAUAGCAAUUCUCAUGUCGCCUCUUUGUCAGCAGCGACCUUUUCUACAGAAGGUGCGGCUUGCAGCCUGCGGGGCUGCUCCUUUGGAUAAAGGAAUUCAAGCUAGAUUUCGAUCACUGAUGAGCGAUGGCAGCCCAUUCACUCAAGUAUGGGGCAUGACGGAGACCUCGUGCGUAGCUACAAUGUUCCCUUACCCGGAGCAUGACGACACAGGGUCUGUUGGACGGCUUAUACCAAACCUUGAGGCCAAACUGAUUGACGAGGAAGGCAACAACAUCUCAGCAUACGGUGUCCGCGGUGAGCUGUGUGUUCGGGGACCUACCGUGACACCGGGAUAUUUCAACAACAUUGAAGCCAAUGCUCAUUCAUUCGACUCGGAGGGUUGGUUUAAAACAGGUGAUAUUGCUUUCUGUGACGGGUCUACCAGAAAGUGGUACAUUGUGGAUCGGAGAAAAGAAUUGAUCAAAGUACGAGGCUUUCAGGUAGCACCUCCUGAGCUCGAGGCUGUUCUUUUAUCACACCCACAGAUUGUUGACGCUGCAGUGAUUGGAAUCACCUUCCCAAGUUCUGAUACGGAAUUUCCUCGUGCUUACGUGGUCCGACGACCGGGUGAUUCCGGGUCAAGGCUUGCGGAAACCGAAGUUCAGCAGUAUGUUUUGAACCGGCUGUCAAAAUACAAAGCACUUACUGGGGGGGUCAAGUUUGUGGGCGCCAUCGCAAGAAACCCCAGUGGAAAGAUACUGAAGCGAGUUUUAAGGGAAGAUGCCAAAAUGGAAAUUGAAGCUGGGCUUCUCAAGCCCAAGCUUUAA
Penicillium arizonense is the source of this 1473-nucleotide messenger RNA. Its product is annotated as acyl--CoA ligase. The record is from RefSeq and is a predicted model, not a curated record. Lineage: Eukaryota; Fungi; Ascomycota; Eurotiomycetes; Eurotiales; Aspergillaceae. Gene Ontology annotation, biological process: secondary metabolic process. Bases 1 to 1473 code for a protein of 490 amino acids. Gene Ontology annotation, molecular function: CoA-ligase activity. The transcript is spliced from 3 exons.